AUGACAUCUAUGGUGCGCGGCCCGGGAAGCCCGAGAUGGACAAGGUUCUACAAGGGUCCUAUUGCUCCUCACUCUAUCGUGGCGGUGGAUGGCGAGCUUCAUCGCUUCUUGCGCCGUCUGCUUGCCAGGGAGUUCUCGGAUGUUAAAUUGAGAGAGCAGGAGCCAGUGAACCAACGCAGCAUCAAUCUACUGAUCGAGAAGCUGCAUGAUGAAGUCGCAGCUGGAAAGACACCUGAAAUGACGGCAAUGUUCAAUCUAAUAUGCGACAUUCGACCUGAUCGGGGAGCUUGCAUUCGGCGAGACCUAUGGAUGGAGAACUGGCGUUACCACCCCUGGGUGAAAAUGAUUUUCUAUGUGAUGAAACUGCGUGCCUUGACGCAUGCUGUUGGGUACUGUUCAUGGGUCUUCCCUAUCCUAUGUUGUUCGUCCUCAGGUUUUGCGCGAUUAAUUCGUCGUACACAGGAAGUACACCACCUAUGA
Molecule: messenger RNA, 480 nt
Organism: Aspergillus nidulans FGSC A4
Lineage: Eukaryota; Fungi; Ascomycota; Eurotiomycetes; Eurotiales; Aspergillaceae
Exons: 2
Coding region: 1-480 (159 amino acids)
Molecular function (GO): oxidoreductase activity, acting on paired donors, with incorporation or reduction of molecular oxygen; heme binding; monooxygenase activity
Source: RefSeq, a predicted model, not a curated record